CGUAAUUUCUAUGCAAUUGUUGUGCAAAACACAUGAGAAGUGUUGAAAUUAUGGCCGCAUUUGUCGGUCGCUUGCGUUCAAUGACUUCUGCGGUCAACAGAUCCUCGCAUCUGAACCGCAGACAACUCAUCAAUCAAUUCAAUCGCCUCAAGAGUAGCACCAACUCCACCACACUCUCAUCCGAUGCCAAUCAGAUCAGUCAGACAUCACUAUCACAGCCAUUACCAGGUUUUGCUAAACCAUUGUUCGCCACAAUCACUACCGAAGACAAUGAGACAAAGGUGACGACAAUGAGUAAUGGACUUCGUGUGGCCUCACAGAACAAAUUCGGUCAGUUCUGCACCGUUGGGGUUGUCAUCGACUCGGGCUCGCGGUAUGAAGUGUCCCAUCCGUCAGGCAUUUCUCACUUCUUGGAGAAGUUGGCCUUCAAUUCGACGGUAGAUAACGUGAAUAGGGAUCAGAUUAUGCGAGCGCUCGAGAAAUAUGGCGGUAUCUGUGACUGUCAGGGCUCGAGGGAUACCAUGAUAUACGCCGCUUCUCUCGACUCGAGAGGUCUGUCACCUGUGGUCCACAUGUUGUCGGACGUCGUAUUGAGACCUCAUAUAACACCCGAAGAGUUGGCGUUUGCUAAACAGAUAAUUGAGUUCGAGUUGGAGGACAUAUCUAUGAGACCGGAUCCCGAGCCCAUACUCUUCGAGCUCAUCCAUGCGGCCGCUUAUCGUAGCAAUACGUUAGGGCUUCCGAAGCACUGUCCGCGAGAGUCGCUGUCACUCAUCAAUCGGAACGUCAUAUUUGAUUACUUGCGGACGUAUCACAUCCCGAAGCGAAUGGUGUUGGCGGGUGUAGGUGUAGAUCACCAACAGUUGGUCCAAUUAGCUGAACAGUAUUUUGUAGAAACCAAACCCAUUUGGACUCUCGACUCAACCAUUGUGUCCAACAGUGCGAACGCACCAGAAGUGGACGAAUCGAUAUCGCAAUACACGGGAGGAGUAGUGACGGUUGAGAAGGACUUAUCUAAUGUGAGUUUAGGACCGACGCCUAUACCAGAAUUGGUUCACUUCGUGUUAGGUUUGGAGAGUUUUAGCCAUCAGGACCCCGAAGACUUCAUCCCCGUGUGUGUCCUCAAUAUGCUGAUGGGCGGCGGCGGCUCUUUCUCGGCCGGUGGGCCCGGAAAGGGAAUGUAUACCCGUUUGUACACUAAUGUCUUGAAUCGUUACCAUUGGAUGUAUAGCGCGACUGCUUAUAAUCACGCGUACAGUGAUUCGGGUCUGUUUUGCAUCCACGCCUCAGCCCACCCCUCAAAGCUCCGGGAUAUGAUUAACGUAAUAAUUGGCGAAACAAUUCAUAUGAGUCGCUGUACCGAUGAUGUGGAGCUAAAGCGGGCCAAAACGCAACUCAAAUCAAUGUUAUUAAUGAAUUUAGAGGCCAGACCUGUCAUGUUUGAGGACAUUGGGCGCCAAGUGUUGGCCACCGGUCAUCGCAAAUCUGCUCAUCAUUUCAUCGAUCAAAUUGAUAGAGUGACUGAAGAGGACAUCAAGAGAGUGGCCUCCAAAGUGUUGCGAAGUCGUGCCUCAGUGGCCGCGUUGGGAGAUCUGAAACAAUUGCCGCCACUCGAGGACAUCGAGACCGCACUCAAUAGCAAAGAUGGACGCAUCCCUCAGAGGUUUACCCUUUUUAGGUAAUGACAUACUUGUAGUUUAUCUGACGUUUGUAUUCACAUUCAAUUCAAACAAUAAAAUCUU
This is a messenger RNA of Oppiella nova, 1742 nucleotides long. The record is from the annotation of a GenBank genome assembly. Lineage: Eukaryota; Metazoa; Arthropoda; Arachnida; Sarcoptiformes; Oppiidae.